AUGAUUAAAAAAGCUGCUGCUGAGGCUGAUAAACAUGUCAGUUCUGCUACCAAAGCAAGACCGCUGGUACAAACCCUGCCUUUAAGGACUACUGUUAAUAAUGGAACUGUGUUACCAAAGAAACCAAGUGGCUCUUUACCUUCCCCAUCAGGAACCAGAAAGGAGACUGCAGCACCAGCAGCAAAAAGGUCUGUGAAUCUUCUCAAUGCAUGCAAACUGAAAAAGCCUGCUCUAAGCACCGUUAAGAGAACCAGUUCAGCUGAGCGUGUGUCCCCAGGCGUUCGGAGGGAAAGCUAUGGAGAUUCCAAAGGGAGUCGCAACCGCACUGGAUCCACCAGCAGUUCAUCCAGUGGUAAAAAGAACAGUGAAAGCAAACCCAAGGAACCGAUGUUCAGUGCAGGGAAGCGCCGUGUGACGCACUGCAAAGUAACUCUACAGAUGUCACUGACUCCAAAACUGCUUGAUUCGCAUGAGAACAAGGCUGAACCCCUUGAUCUGCCGAUGGAGCAGCAAGAGCCAGCACGUUCUGAAUCUGGACAAACUUCACCAGAAGUUCACAGGACACCCACUUUGGCCUUGCCAGUUCCCAAAAGUCCUAGUCAGACCUUCAUGGCAUAUCCCAGAUCUCCUAGUUUUAUAAGCCCCAUGAAGUCCCCAAGUCAGUACUUCCAGAUCUGUUAUUAAUCCCUGCUUCUCUCUCCCAAAAAUAUUUCUUACCAGGUCAACACAUUACUUCUAGUAUUUUCUUCUAGAAAUGUUUACUUCUGUCAGCCAAUUUAGUUUUUUGUAGCUUCUCUCCUGUAUGUCAUUUCCCUUUCUUUUAAUGUGCUGUCAAUGUUGUCAUUCCUUUUUCAAUGUUUAGUAACUCUUAAGCACAUCUUUUUUCUGCAUGUACAUCAGCAUGAUUCCUUUUAUUAAUUGUUUGUGUUCCUUAUUUCGAAUGUAUCUCUAACACUGUAUCAAGUGUAAAGCAUAUCUUUACACUGAGAUGCAAAGAAUGCAACUGAGUGUUGGAAUAUACUUU
Messenger RNA from Eurypyga helias (sunbittern), 1024 nucleotides. RefSeq lists its product as uncharacterized. The coding region runs from base 1 to 684 and encodes 227 amino acids. The record is from RefSeq and is a predicted model, not a curated record. Lineage: Eukaryota; Metazoa; Chordata; Aves; Eurypygiformes; Eurypygidae. The transcript has 7 exons.